Molecule: messenger RNA, 4574 nt
Organism: Dunckerocampus dactyliophorus (ringed pipefish)
Lineage: Eukaryota; Metazoa; Chordata; Actinopteri; Syngnathiformes; Syngnathidae
Gene: has3
Product: hyaluronan synthase 3
Exons: 5
Coding region: 196-1872 (558 amino acids)
Biological process (GO): extracellular matrix assembly; hyaluronan biosynthetic process
Molecular function (GO): hyaluronan synthase activity
Source: RefSeq, a predicted model, not a curated record
GCUGUAUUUUUGGGACCCUGCGAAUGAAGCGAACAAGCUGGAAUAAAGAUGUAGUGUGAGCUGGUGGAAGGAGGGGGACUGAACAAGGAGAGCGCUGUGCUCAAGGAAGCAGAGGACGUCCUAGCUGGACCCGUGGACCAGGAGGACAGAUCUUUUGGGGGGAGACAAAGACAGCAGGACCGCUGGAUCAGGAAGAUGCCCUCUCGCUUCAGGAAUGCGUUGAACAUUGUGGUCACCACGCUUUUUGCAGCGGUGGUCCUUUUCACCGUCCUGCUAGCCUAUGUCACAGGCUACCAGUUCAUCCAUACUGAGCAGCACCACCUGUCCUUUGGCCUCUACGGUGCCUUCCUCUCCCUCCACCUUCUCCUCCAGAGCCUGUUUGCCUACCUGGAACAUCGGCGGAUGAAGGCACCCACCCGUCCUCAACACCUGCGUCGCUCGGUGGCCCUCUGCAUCGCCGCCUACCAGGAGGAUCCAGACUACUUGAGGAAGUGUCUGCGCAGUAUCAGACGGAUUUCUUUCCCUGGACUUAAAGUUGUGCUGGUGGUGGAUGGGAACCGGCCAGAGGACCGUUACAUGAUGGACAUUUUCCAGGAGGUCAUGGGCGGGGCUGACCAGGCUGGCUGCAUGGUGUGGAAGGGAAACUAUCACAGUGACGGGAGCGGAGAAGGGGGUGUCGGAGGAGGAGGGAGGAGUACGGUUCACCAGGAGGAGGCGGCACGCGUGACUCGACUGGUCAGAAGCCUCCGUUAUUCCUGUAUCAUGCAGGAGUGGGGAGGGAAGAGGGAGGUGAUGUACACGGCCUUUAAAGCACUGGGGGACACCGUGGAUUAUGUGCAGGUGUGUGACUCAGACACCGUUCUCGAUCCAGCAUGUACAAUAGAGAUGCUGAAGAUCCUUGAGGAUGACCUAACAGUAGGAGGGGUCGGUGGGGAUGUGCAGAUCCUCAACAAGUACGACUCGUGGAUCUCCUUCCUCAGCAGUGUCCGCUACUGGAUGGCCUUCAACAUUGAGCGUGCCUGCCAGUCGUACUUUGGAUGUGUCCAGUGUAUCAGCGGCCCCCUGGGGAUGUACAGGAACUCCCUUCUCCAGCGUUUCCUGGAGGCCUGGUACCAUCAGACUUUCCUGGGCUCCAAGUGCAGCUUUGGCGAUGACCGCCACCUGACCAACCGCGUGCUCAGCUUUGGCUACAAGACCAAAUACACAGCACGAUCGCAGUGUCAGACUGAAACGCCAACCCAGUACUUGCGGUGGCUGAACCAGCAAACACGCUGGAGUAAGUCCUACUUCCGUGAGUGGCUCUAUAACGCUCUGUGGUUUCACAAGCACAGCCUAUGGAUGACCUAUGAGUCGGUGGUCACCGGCUUCUUCCCCUUCUUCUUGGUAGCCACAGUCAUCCAUCUGUUCUACCGUGGAAGGCUGUGGAACAUCUUGCUCUUCUUGUUGACCGUCCAGCUGGUCGGGAUGCUGAAGGCCACCUACGCCUGUUUCUUGCGUGGCAGCCUGAUCAUGAUCUUCAUGUCGCUCUACUCUCUGCUCUACAUGUCAAGCUUGCUCCCUGCAAAAAUAUUUGCCUUGCUCACAAUCAACAAAGCCGGGUGGGGCACUUCAGGUCGUAGGAAGAUUGUCGUCAACCUAAUUGGUGCCGUUCCUGUCACAGUGUGGACGAUGGUGCUGCUUGGAGGCGUGGUGUACACCAUUUACUGUGAAACACAACAGCCAUUUACUCAAUCCGAAAAGGCCUUGUUGAUAGCGGGGACGAUACUGUACGCCUGCUACUGGCUCAUUCUGCUGGUGCUUUACCUCGCAAUUGUAGCCAAACGGUGCAACAAGAGAGAGGAACAGUAUCACCUGCCUUAUGCUGAGGCAUAAAGCCGCUUCAAGUCGGCACCGCGGGUCAAUCACAUGAAGCCCAACUGCUGUAUGACUCUUGCACCUCUGUGGACUGCUGAAGCGCCGUAAGCAAAUGCGGUCACGUCUGCAUUGUCGGUGCUAAAAAGGCCCAGGAUGUGAAAUCGGAGCAGCAGGGAGCUGAUCCAGUCAGCGUAUAACUUGGAUCCAUGAAGCUUCAGGAUCAAAUGGAACAGCAGUAUUCAUACACUGUAUAUGAACAUCAUGUAGUUCAUGGGUACAGGUUAGCUGUGCAACCACAACAAAAGGGUCGAGUGUGGUGCUUGUGCUGUAAAGCAGGGAAUGAAUCCAAUGCAAGUAUAAGCAUGAUCGGUUAGAUUGUCAUUUCAAUUAUGUUUACAGUAGAUCGCUGCCUAUUUGCAGUUCGGCAUUUGCAACCCCACAUAUUCGCAGAUUUCUUUUCUCUUAUUUAAAUUGUAAUUUGUUUUUUUAUGGCAACUUAAAUAGAAAGUGGUAUGAUGGCGCUAUCUGCGGGGAAAAAAACACGUGCUGCAGCUAUGAAUCCAGUAGACAGAGCUGUCAAUUUACUUAAGAUUUUCCAGCAGGAAGAUGCUUUGAAAAGACGCAAUGUUGUGUAACUGCACAUUUUGUAAGUACAAUAAUGUAUACUGUAUGCCUCUUAUUGUUUCUUCAUGUGUAAAACUGAAUUGAAAAUUCAUUUAAAAACCGUGAGAGAUGUAUUAUAGGGUUUAGAGUAUCAAAAAUAGGCACUUUUAGGGCUUUAAUGGGUGCGACCAUUAUUUGCAGGGAUCUACUAUUUAUAACAGAAAAAGGACAGGGAAAAAACGCAAUGGGUGCAAGCAGCAGAACUUUUCGUAAACAUUUCUGCCAUUUAACUAGAGUGUGUACAGUAACUCAGAAAAACAACAGAGGGGAGUGGAUAUGCUGGUGGACCUGUCAUAUGAAUGCAUUGUUGAUCUAUGAACUUGAUUAUUUAUACCCUGACCACUUUAAGGGGUGAAGGCAGGGGUAUCCAAAGUGCGGCCAGGAGGCCAUUUGCAGCCUCAAGGCACAUUCUAAAAAUACAGUUACUUAAAAACUACAGGAAUAUGUAAAAGAAAAGAGUAGAAACUAGGUAACAUAAUGAGAAAAGGAUGAAAUGCUGAUGCUAAUAACACAAAGCUGACAUGCAGGCUGUUUUCUUUAAGUAUAUAUACAGUAACUCCUUUGUAUGUUGGAUUGGUUUUAGCCUUUUUUACAAAAUGACAACUAUCAAAAUGGCCCCUGAAUCCCUGACAUGUUUCAAGUAUGCGGAUGUUGGUGGAAAAAGUUUGGACACCCCUGGAUUAAGGUGUUUUUUGUUGUUGUUUUUUUAGGUAUCUGGCUGGAAAUUACACAAGCAAGUUGUGUGCUUUUCAUUAAAAAUAGUCACCAGUUUCCUUUUAUCAAAUUAUCGAAGUCAUCUAAUCAGCAAAUUUUGAGAAAACAGGCCUUCGCACCAUUCAGAAGGAGCCUGGUAUCUUUUAGCAUAGUCGAAAUAAUUCUAAUCAAAUAUUACUAGUAUUAUGUAGAAGCCUAGAAAGGGUAUUGUUUUGCAAAAGGGUAUGAUUACUUUUGUAUGGGAAUCAUUCAUUUUGGAAAUGUUGGGUCAAACUGUUAAAAAAAAAUUAAAAUUGUUUUUUUUUUUUAAAUAAUAUGCACUAUAUUAGUACGACUAUAGUCUUUUUCAACAUUUACAGCUAAAAUAAAUUUUCGCCCGUUUUUUCAGUGCCACGGCUGUCGUGAAAUCGCAUUUUUUCAAGUUGCUGAAACGACACUUUACUGGUCCGGGAGGUGGGCCAAACUCCCCCCACACAUUCAUCGGGGGUCCCAAAGAUGGCAAAAAAACUAACUUUUUUGAGGGGUCGAUUUUUGCGUGUUUUUUUAAACUUGAAAUGGAAAUGUGUGGGGUUUGAAUCAUUUUGGGUUAACUGUAUGUGCUGUUUCCAAACAAUAAUGCACACUAACAUACACUACAAUGUAAACCAGAAUAUACCUGCAUGACUACACUACCACAAGACAAAAAGGAACCCAACUGGCAAUAUCAGCCAUAUUCAGAGACUGCUGCAGGCCAGGUAGAGUACGUCGGCCCUUGUUCACGUUCAUCAGGCAGCAUGCUGGGGUUCUCAUUUUCUAGGAUCGAUCAGUUGCAUUUCUAAGUUGAAGUGAUUCAGAUAUUUUUAUAUUUGGUCACUUUUGUACUUUUUUUGAAGUCCCUAAGUAUUUUAUGUAUCAUCUGUUUCAUAGGUAACAUUUUUCCACAGGACAAGUGUUUUCUUCAUCAAUGACAUCUUCCAUGAACUACAGAAAAUAUUCAUUCACUUCGUCAGUGGCUUCAAUUAAGGGCCAAAGAUGUUAUCUUUCAAGUGAGACACUUGUUUUUUCUCACGUCAUGCACGCAAAAGGAACAUGAAAGUUCAGUGCCACAGUCAAAUGGCAAUUUUAAUGACAGAGGUCCAGCUGAGAAAAAUCACUGGUCAAUAAAAUACAUUCUUCCUGCAAUGCAACGCAGUUCAUUCUGCUUUGUUUCCAAGACUGCAUGGAAUACCUCCGCUCUAUAUUUCUAUAUUUCUAUCGGGUGAAAUGGCUUCAGGCAGGAGGCCCAGUGGCUUCAACUGAACUUGGCAGUUUACUAUGACCUCGAUGACAUCUUUUCGUCAUUGUGUUACAGGAAUAUCACAAGA